UCAAAUAAAAUAGAUUAAAUAAACUGAUAUUUAAGAGCAAAUUGGAUGGAGAUGUCUUCUAGAGAGUCCGCGUCAGACUCGGAGCCGGAGUCGGUAGUAGUCAGUGAAGAUGAAAGUCAGUCGGCCAUUCGCCAAGAUCUUAAGGGCAUGUCCUUCGAGGAGAUUAUGCAGCUCAAGGAAGAGCUGGGCGCCAAGGUCUACAAGGAAGCAGUGCUGGGCAGCAAGAGCGCGCCGGCAAAGCAACGAAAAACAAAAACAGACCUCAAACGUCUCAACAAAAAUCGUCCGCGUGAGAUGAGUUCCAGACGACAGGUUCCCUUCCUUGGCGCUGAGCACCGCGUAGAGCGCAAAAAAGAAGUUGAGCUGCGGGAUCCACGAUUCGAUGAAAAGUCGGGAGACUACAACAUUGAAACCUUCAAGAAAAACUACAAGUUUGUGACGAAAAUACGCGACAAGGAAGUUGGCCAGCUGAAGAAGCAACUGGACCAAGUGGCUGAUGCUGAGGAGAAGAAGAAAAUCAAGCACACCAUGCAAAGGCUCAUCAACAAAAAUGUGGAGGACAAGCGGUGGCACAUCAAGCAACAUUCCUUGAAGAAGGAGCGCGACUACAUCCAAAAGUCCCACAACGAAGGACAGCAACCUCACUAUCUCACCAAGAAGGAACGGCGUGCCAAAGAGCUGGUGGCCCAGUUCGAGCUUCUGAAGAGCACCGGAAAGCUGAACAAGCAUUUGGAGAAGAGGCGGAAGAAGAAUGCUGCCAAGGACAGAAAGCGGAUUGGCAUAGAUUAGAUUUUCUUGCUUUAGUUAUAAAUGUAUAUUAACGAUUAAACAGUUUUCAUAUUGAACUCCUUCCAAACUA
Molecule: messenger RNA, 859 nt
Organism: Drosophila pseudoobscura
Lineage: Eukaryota; Metazoa; Arthropoda; Insecta; Diptera; Drosophilidae
Product: ribosomal RNA processing protein 36 homolog
Exons: 3
Coding region: 46-789 (247 amino acids)
Biological process (GO): maturation of SSU-rRNA from tricistronic rRNA transcript (SSU-rRNA, 5.8S rRNA, LSU-rRNA)
Cellular component (GO): nucleolus; 90S preribosome
Source: RefSeq, a predicted model, not a curated record